Notothenia coriiceps (black rockcod) is the source of this 1544-nucleotide messenger RNA. It is a transcript of the gene xrra1, whose product is annotated as X-ray radiation resistance associated 1. The coding region runs from base 1 to 1242 and encodes 413 amino acids. Gene Ontology annotation, cellular component: nucleus. The record is from RefSeq and is a predicted model, not a curated record. The transcript is spliced from 11 exons. Gene Ontology annotation, molecular function: protein binding. NCBI's taxonomy places the organism in Eukaryota, Metazoa, Chordata, Actinopteri, Perciformes, Nototheniidae.
AUGUCGCCAGACGCACAGUUUGGAGCUCUUGAGGUCCUGAUGCUGGACGAUAACAAACUGUCCUCUGGAGUCUUCAACAGUCUGGCAAACCUUAAGAGACUGAAGUAUCUAAACCUGCAGGGGAACCAUAUUUCUGAAAUUACAUUUUCGCAAAUUGAGGGCUAUUCCAGGCCUUUUCAGACUUCUGUUGAAGAGCAAACGGACAAAGAGGGUUUUGGCCACACUGAGACAAAUCCUAAUGCUGCUGAAAGAUCCAGCUUCCCACUACCUGAGCUUCAGUUUCUCAAUUUGGCAAACAACAAGAUUUCGGAGGAGGAAGCGUUGAUGGCGGUCGCUCUUUUCCCGAUGCUUCGAGAAAUUGACAUUCAAUCCAACCCUCUGACCACACAGAGGAGCGGAGAUCCUCCCUUACUGACCUAUUACCUCAAAGCGAAACUAGGGAUUAGGAUCAAUCGCAAAAAGACCCAAGAGGCUUUGAAGCUCUCGCUGAAGGUGUCCACUGACCCUAAAUGGAAGUUCAUAGAAAGACCCCCCAAAGUGUUGAAGAAGCCCCUGUUGAUGGAGGCACCCUGUCCCACCCAAACUCAUGUGGAGAAAAGUGAGUCGACUGCAGAGAAAACACCAGAAUCUGAGAGCGGGAAUUGCAGAGACGACACCUUCCAAGAGAGCACAGAGCACUUCUUUGUUACUCAGGCAACACAAGUUCCUGAAUUUGAGUGUGAUCUUCAAGCUGAUGAAAAAGAGAUUUCAGCAAACAAAGCCGAUACCAUUCCUGAAAGAUUCUACGAAAUGUUGAUGGACACAAAACCGAGUCCCGAUGCGGUGGAGCCUGUCGGAAUUCAAACAGCUGUUCGGAUGCUGGAACACAAACUGAAGAAUCUGAAUGUUUACAGAGACUCAAAACCAAAACUUGAUAGCAUCCAGAUGCCUUACAGCAAAAGAGAGAAAAGGAUUAAGGAACUUCCGCCAUUGAAGCCGAUAAAGCAGCCAACUGAAAGGGUGGAUAAACUGAUCAAGGAAAUGAAGGAGAGUACAACGAUCAGAGAAGUCCCCUUAAGCAGGGCCAUACAGGGCACCGGUGUUAACAAGCAGGAGCAAAAGGAAGCUCUGUCGCUGCUGAGGGACAUUAAGACAAAGCACAAGAUGGUCCAUAGGAAAACAAUGGAACGAGCAGCCAGCAUAGAGUCCGAUAGAAACACCAACCAAAACGGAGCUGAACCCCCACCUGUACAGAUGCUCUAAUACAUAUUCAACCCUCAGAUUAACUGUGAAUUUCUUUCUUCCUUUGAUAACAUUUCGUUGAUGUUGACAUGCAACUGGUGUGAAUGGAAUGGGUGAGAAAACCAACCUUGUGUGAAAUUGUAAGUGCUUUUCAUAUCGCUUUGCCUUUAUUAAGAUUGAUUGCUCAUAGCAAAGAUGAAACUGAGAAGCAGGAUGGAAACAAAUAUUUUCUAAGUCUGAUAACUGUCUUGUGUUUAGACAGGUUCAUAUUUGUAUGUUGUUCCUCUACUGUGACAUGUUUACAUGCUUUAAUGUUCAAAAAG